CCCAAGACUUCCUUUUCCUUAGCUUCUAGCCAUGAUGGAUGCCAUCUCCAUCUUCCUGGUCAUCCUGGUUUAGACCCUCACUUCUUCCUCUCUUUUUGUCCUUAUCCACAGCCUUCUCUCUGUCCCUGAAGCCCUUGUCUUGAGACAGACAGCAUGCCCAUCCACUGCCACAGCCCUGGAUAGCCUCUCUGGCUCACCUGAGGCCAGUGGCAGUGAGGUCUCUGGCUGUGGCAAUGUGUCGCCAGCUCCCAGAAUCUCCUUAUUGCCAACUGUCACAUCAGUCUCCCAGCUGCUUCCCAGCUUUUGAUCUCUAGGGCUGCCCUUGUCCCAUUGCACAUGUGACUGAUAAGUAAACAGACCGAAGUCCAGCUUCGGAUGCUUCAAACUCUGCCAGCCUGCCUGAAGUGGUGUAAACCUCAGCAGGUGGGUCCCUUGCCAGCCUUUCUCUCCUCAUCUGUUCCUCUGAAUAGCCCAAGACUUCAGGUGAGAGAUAAAAUGGUUACCCAGGUAUACCAGCUGUUCUGAGGCUGCUGUCUGUUCCAAGUGCUUAAGAGAACCCGGAUCUAAUUACCAGGUGCAGAGCUGCUCCUGAUCACGGCAGCGGGGACCCAUUGGUUCCACUCUGGAAGACUAAGUGAUUUUCCCUAUGCUAGGGCAAAAAUGACAGGAGUUAUGAAUGACAAGCAUCCAAAGACCAUCUCCUGCCCUUGUGUGGCAUCCACAGUGCCCUGAGCUGGUCCCUGGCCCUGGGCCAGCAGUACACAUCUCUGGGCUCCCAGCCUCUGCUCUGCGGCUCCAUCCCAGGCCUGGUCCCCAAGCAGCUGCGCUUCUGCCGCAAUUACAUCGAGAUCAUGCCCAGUGUAGCGGAAGGUGUGAAGCUGGGCAUCCAGGAGUGCCAGCAUCAGUUCCGGGGCCGACGAUGGAACUGCACCACCAUAGAUGACAGCUUGGCCAUCUUCGGGCCUGUCCUGGACAAAGCCACUCGCGAAUCAGCCUUCGUGCAUGCCAUCGCCUCGGCUGGUGUAGCCUUCGCGGUCACGCGCUCCUGCGCCGAGGGUACCUCCACCAUCUGCGGCUGCGACUCGCAUCAUAAGGGGCCACCUGGAGAAGGCUGGAAGUGGGGCGGCUGCAGCGAGGACGCCGACUUCGGGGUGCUUGUGUCGCGGGAGUUCGCAGAUGCACGGGAAAACAGACCGGAUGCCCGCUCGGCAAUGAACAAGCAUAAUAACGAGGCAGGCCGCACAACCAUCCUGGACCACAUGCACCUGAAGUGCAAAUGCCACGGGCUGUCGGGCAGCUGUGAGGUGAAGACCUGCUGGUGGGCCCAGCCCGACUUCCGCGCCAUUGGCGACUUCCUCAAGGACAAGUACGACAGCGCCUCAGAGAUGGUGGUGGAGAAGCACCGGGAGUCCCGAGGCUGGGUGGAGACCCUGCGAGCCAAGUACGCACUCUUCAAGCCACCCACCGAGAGGGACCUAGUCUACUAUGAGAACUCCCCCAACUUCUGUGAGCCCAACCCUGAGACGGGCUCCUUUGGCACCAGGGACAGGACUUGUAAUGUCACCUCCCAUGGCAUCGAUGGCUGCGAUCUUCUGUGCUGUGGCCGCGGCCACAACACGAGGACGGAGAAGCGGAAGGAGAAAUGCCAUUGCGUCUUCCACUGGUGCUGCUACGUCAGCUGCCAAGAGUGCAUCCGCAUCUAUGAUGUGCACACCUGCAAGUAGGGGGCCAGGGCACUGGGAAGGGGUAGAUCGUGCCGCUGGAUCCAUUCAUCGAAGUCCCACGGGAAGCAGGAUCUAGAUCUGGGCCAGCCUUCAGCACUGGCCAGCAAGGAGCGUAGACUGUUUGCCAGCUGCAUGUGAUACACGACCUGGACCCAGGCGGCUUCGGACGGGAGGCCCUUCUUUCUCAUCUAACGUUUCUCACCCUGCUCUGGAUGGUGUGUGGCUUUACAGAGGGGCUUUCUUUUUUGGUUUUCCAGGGUCUGCUGGGGACAGACCCGAGGCUUACCUUUGCACAUGUUAAAGAAAAUAAAAGUGAAAAAAAAAAAUUCUACUGCAACAGAACAGGCUGGGCUAAUGCGAGCUCUUGGCCUGGUGGUAAAGACAAGAGCAUGGCAAGAGUCUGUCUCCAAGCUGCCUCUACUCAUGACAUUCCAAGAUGCCUCUGAGGUGGGGGUUGUGAAACAGAACAGAGCCCUGCAGUCCCUUUUGUCCAUCUACUCCCAUUCAAAUUGACACACUUUCCCAUUCUGAGAAAAGCCAUAGGGAUAGCCAGGAUGCAGUGGCGGGAGGCCCUGGGCCGUUGUCGGAGCAGGAUCUUGAGUUUUGAAGAACUCAGAAUUCUGGACGGCCUGGGAAGCCAUUUGAAGAAUAGCUGAGUUCCUCUUAGGCUCAUGUUUUUUUUCUAUAGCCCUGCUCUGCAUUAGAAAUAGUCAGAUCUCAACAUCUGUUUCUGUCAUUCCACAGCUUCUACCUGCCACUGCAUCUGCCUGUCAUGGUGGCCCUUGUAAAUAGGUUAGAUGUGCAGGCAAGUCUCUUCCAGCUCCAUGCUCUCCCUGCAGGAAGAGGGGGCUGCUCCGCCCUUCUCAGUCCCACUCACCAGCAGACACUAGGGAGAACAGCUGGACACCUUAGUUAACUAACAGCCCCAGUGUGGAAACAAUCAUCUCGCGAUUCCAAAUCUGCAGCUGGCAGGCGGGGAGGGUGAAGAUUCCCGUUUCCCUUGUGUUAGGAGGGCAGGGCCUCCCCGGGUCCUUCCCUCCCUUUGGCGUGAAUAACCCAAAAGACAAGAGAACCUGAACACAGGGCUUCCCUUCCGCCACCUGCAAGUGAGGUCGCCUAUCUCAGUUCCCAAGAUCUGGAGUUGAUGCUCAGAGGAGGCAAGACAGAGGAUGAAGCCUCUCCCAACUGAGUUCUGAUGCACGGGGUCCUGGCUGGGGUUAGGAAGAUGGGCGUGGCAGCGUGGAUCAAUCCAUCAACUCUGUCUUAAGGAGACUCAGAAAGCGGAGAUGCGACCGAGGAAUGGAGCAGAGCAAGGAUCUGUCCUUCCCCGCUUCUGUCUGGGGUCUGCUAACUCUGACUUGACAUCCGGGCAGUUACUUAACUUUCCUGUCAGGCAGUUGGCUUGCCAAGUGUAGGCCCUCGCCUGCACUCCCUACCCUGUGACACUGAGCACUGUUCAAGGCACACCACCUCCCACCCCUUCCUAGCAUCCCAAAUGCCCCCUCCCACCUCUCCUUCCAGAAGUCUGAAAUCAAAGUCAACUGGAUAAUGCUUGCUAUUAUGAGGACACUUCAGCAGAACGGAUACAAAAUUUAAAAGUCUUUUCAUGUCUAUGUAUUCUAUAUUAAAAGUGAUAAAGUCA
This is a messenger RNA of Peromyscus maniculatus bairdii (prairie deer mouse), 3366 nucleotides long. It is a transcript of the gene Wnt3, whose product is annotated as Wnt family member 3. Gene Ontology annotation, cellular component: extracellular region. Gene Ontology annotation, biological process: canonical Wnt signaling pathway; cell fate commitment; neuron differentiation. The record is from RefSeq and is a predicted model, not a curated record. Lineage: Eukaryota; Metazoa; Chordata; Mammalia; Rodentia; Cricetidae. Gene Ontology annotation, molecular function: frizzled binding; cytokine activity.